Oryctolagus cuniculus (rabbit) is the source of this 17695-nucleotide messenger RNA. RefSeq lists its product as uncharacterized. Lineage: Eukaryota; Metazoa; Chordata; Mammalia; Lagomorpha; Leporidae. The record is from RefSeq and is a predicted model, not a curated record.
AUGCCGGGUGUAACAUCUACAACCAUCCAAAGCACGUCAGCAUCAGUAACCACUCCAGGGUCAAGUGACAGCUCCCCAUCCACGGUCGUCACGUCGCAGUCUACAACCUCCCAAAGCACUUCAGCUUCUGCACCCCCAACACUCACCUCCAUCAGCUCAACAGUCACAGCACCCACGGAACAUUCUGCAGCUGGACCCAGCACCGCAAGCUCCACCUUCGGCUCAGAAUCACCUGCCACCCACCAGUCCACCACUCUCACUGGGGAAUCCACCACCUACCCCAGCAGCCCGUCCUCAGCACCAACAUCACAGCCCUCUGGGAGCUCAAUGAGCACCGUCCUCACCGCGGCUUCCUCAGCCGCCCAGAGCAGCUCUGCUACAGUGCACACGACAGGGUCCUUUAGCACUUCCCAAACCAUGGUGCCUGGUGAAACAUCUACAACCAUCCAAAGCACUCCAGGAUCAGUCAGCAUGCCAUUGUCGAGUGCCAGCUCCCCACCAUCGGUUGUCACUUCAGAGUCUACAACUGUCCCAACAACGUCAGCUUCAGCAGGCCCAACACAAACAACAACCAGAACAACAGCCACACCACCCAUGGAUCAUUCGACAACCUUCCCCAGCAGCCAAAGUUCAGCCUUCAGCACAGAGCCACCUGCAAGCCCCCAGUCCACCACUCUCACUGUAGAAUCCACCACUUUCCCCAGCAGCCCAUCGUCAGCACCAACAUCACAGCCCUCGGAGAGCUCGCCAACCACGGUCCCCACCGAGGCUUCCUCCUCCUCCCAGAGCAGCUCUGCUACAGCUCACACGACAGGGUCCUUCACCACUUCCCAAACCAUGGUGCCUGGUGAAACAUCCACAACCUUCCAAAGCACAGUAGGAUCAGUAACCACUCCAGGGUCAAGUGACAGCACCCCAUCCACGGUCGUCACAUCGGAGUUCACAACCUCCCAAAGCACUUCAGCUUCAGCACCUCCAACACUCACCUCCAUCAGCUCAACAGUCACAGGACUCACUGAUUCCUCUACAGCCGGACCCAGCAGCCCACUCUCCACCACCGGCUCACAGCCAUCUGCCACCACCCCGCCCACCACUCUCACUGUGGAAUCCACCACCUCUCCCAGCAAGCCAUCGUCAACACCGACACCACAGCCCUCGGAGAGCUCACCAAGCACGGUCCUCACCGAGGCUUCCUCACCCUUCCAGAGCAGCCCUGCUACAGCACCCACGACUGGGUCCACUGACACCUCCCAAACAACCAUGCCGGGUGUAACAUCUACAACCAUCCAAAGCACGUCAGCAUCAGUAACCACUCCAGGGUCAAGUGACAGCUCCCCAUCCACGGUCGUCACGUCGGAGUUCACAACCUCCCAAAGCACUUCAGCUUCUUUACCUCCAAUACUCACCUCCAUCAGCUCAACAGUCACAGCACCCACAGAACAUUCUACAGCUGGACCCAGCACCGCAAGCUCCACCUUCGGCUCGGAAUCACCAGCCACCCAGCAGUCCACCACUCUCACUGGGGAAUCCACCACCUACCCCAGCAACCCGUCCUCAGCACCAACAUCACAGCCCUCUGGGAGCUCAAUGAGCACCGUCCUCACCGCGGCUUCCUCAGCCGCCCAGAGCAGCUCUGCUACAGUGCACACGACAGGGUCCUUCAGCACUUCCCAAACCAUGGUGCCUGGUGAAACAUCCACUACCAUCCAAAGCACUCCAGGAUCAGUCAGCAUGCCAUUGUCGAGUGCCAGCUCCCCACCAUCGGUUGUCACUUCAGAGUCUACAACUGUCCCAACAACGUCAGCUUCAGCAGGCCCAACACAAACAACAACCAGAACAACAGCCACACCACCCAUGGAUCAUUCGACAACCUUCCCCAGCAGCCAAAGUUCAGCCUUCAGCACAGAGCCACCUGCAAGCCCCCAAUCCACCACUCUCACUGUAGAAUCCACCACUUUCCCCAGCAGCCCAUCGUCAGCACCAACAUCACAGCCCUCGGAGAGCUCGCCAACCACGGUCCCCACCGAGGCUUCCUCCUCCUCCCAGAGCAGCUCUGCUACAGCUCACACGACAGGGUCCUUCACCACUUCCCAAACCAUGGUGCCUGGUGAAACAUCCACAACCAUCCAAAGCACAGUCGGAUCAGUAAUGACACCACUGUCAAGUGACAGCUCCCCAUCCACGGUCGUCAUGUCGGAGUUCACAACCUCCCAAAGCACUUCAGCUUCAGCACCUCCAACACUCACCUCCAUCAGCUCAACAGUCACAGGACUCACUGAUUCCUCUACAGCCGGACCCAGCAGCCCACUCUCCACCACCGGCUCACAGCCAUCUGCCACCACCCCGCCCACCACUCUCACUGUGGAAUCCACCACCUCUCCCAGCAAGCCAUCGUCAACACCGACACCACAGCCCUCGGAGAGCUCACCGAGCACGGUCCAAACCGAGGCUUCCUCACCCUUCCAGAGCAGCCCUGCUACAGCACCCACGACUGGGUCCACUGACACCUCCCAAACAACCAUGCCGGGUGUAACAUCUACAACCAUCCAAAGCACGUCAGCAUCAGUAACCACUCCAGGGUCAAGUGACAGCUCCCCAUCCACGGUUGUCACGUCGCAGUCUACAACCUCCCAAAGCACUUCAGCUUCCGCACCCCCAACACUCACAUCCAUCAGCUCAACAGUCACAGCACCCACGGAACAUUCCACAGCUGGACCCAGCACCGCAAGCUCCACCUUCGGCUCGGAAUCACCUGCCACCCACCAGUCCACCACUCUCACUGGGGAAUCCACCACCUACCCCAGCAGCCCGUCCUCAGCACCAACAUCACAGCCCUCUGGGAGCUCAAUGAGCACCGUCCUCACCGCGGCUUCCUCAGCUGCCCAGAGCAGCUCUGCUACAGUGCACACGACAGGGUCCUUCACCACUUCCCAAACCAUGGUGCCUGGUGAAACAUCUACAACCAUCCAAAGCACAGUAGGAUCAGUAACGACACCACUGUCAAGUGACAGCUCCCCAUCCACGGUCAUCAUGUCGGAGUUCACAACCUCCCAAAGCACUUCAGCUUCAGCACCUCCAACCCUCACCUCCAUCAGCUCAACAGUCACAGGACUCACUGAUUCCUCUACAGCCGGACCCAGCAGCCCACUCUCCAUCUUUGGCUCGGAAUCACCUGCCACCCACCAGUCCACCACUCGUACUGUGGAAUCCACCACCUACCGCAGCAGCCCGUCCUCAGCACCAACAUCACAGCCCUCUGGGAGCUCAAUGAGCACGAUCUUUACCGAGGCUUCCUCACUCUACCAUAGCAGCUCUGCUACUCCCCACACGACAGGGUUGCCUUACUCCUCCGAAGGAACCAUUCCUGGUGAAUCUCCUACUACAUCUCAAAGCAGCCCAGUGUCAGCAUUCACGGCAGUAUCCAGUGAGAGCUCACAUACUACAGCUUUUAGAGCUUCCACAACUUUGGAAAAUUACCCAGGAUCUACAGCCACAACAGGACACAGUUAUAGCUCUCAGAGCACAGCUUUCGUAGGAGAGACUACAACCUUCCAAGGCCGUCCAGGUUCAGCACUCACGACAUCGCAAAGUGCGAACUCCACAUCUACACUCAGUGUAACAGAAUCUACUAACUUCCAAACCAACCUGAGAUCCACAGCCCCGACGUAUUCCAGUGAUAGCUCGCCAAGCACAGUUGUCUUAGGAGCGUCCACAACCUUCCUAAGCAGUCCAGGAUCCCGAACCACAACAUUGUCCAGUGACAGUUACCAGACCACCAUCACCAAAGGCACGUCCAUGACCUUCCAGAGCACUCCAGGUUCUUCAGCCAUUCCAUGGCCUAGUGACACCUCCCAUACCACAGCAAACAAGGGAGAAUCUUCAACAUUCCAAAGCACUGUAACAUGUGCCUUCCCAACCCCAACACUGAGCAGAUCCCCAAGCACAGAACGCACUGAAGAACUUCCAACCAUCCACAGCAGCACAGGAUCAGUUCUGUCAACUCUGACAUCCAGCAGCCCUGAGAACACCGGCCUCACCAUGGGAUCUACCACUUUCCCAAGCAGCCCUGGCACAGAGUACAGUACGUUGCUGACAGAGACCUCGCAAACCACAGUGUCCACGGAGAGAUCCACGACCCUCCAGAGCAGCCCAGUGUCAGCAUGGUCAACAGUGUCACCUGACACCACUUUAAACACAGUACUCACCCCGGUAUCCUCACCAUUCCUAAGUAGCACAGGUUCAGCACACACAACAGUGUUGCCUGAUAGCUCCUAUACCACUGUGCCUGGUGAAACAUCUAAACCCACCCAAAGCAGUUCAGGAUCAGUACCCACGACAUGGCCAACUGACAGCUUCCAAACCACGGUGCCUGGUGAAAUAUCUACAGCCUUACCAAGUAGUCCUGGAUCAGCAACCACCCCACUGUUGAGUGACAGCUCCCAAACCAUGGGUAUCACGACAGAGUCUACAACCUUCCAUAGCACUUCAGCUUCAACACUCACAGCAAUCAGCUCAACAGUCGCAACACCCACAGUGCAUUCUACGGCCAUCCCCAGCAGCCCAGACUCCACUCUCAGUGCAGUGUCAUCUGCUAACUCACAAUCUUCAACACCAACAGCACUGUCUUCUGAGAGUUCACCAAGCACAGCCCUCACCGAGGCUUCCUCACCUUUCCAGAGCAGCUCUGCUACAGCGCACACAACAGGGUUUCCUGACACCUCCCAAACCAUGGUGCCCGGUGAAUCACCCACACCCACAAUCAACCCAGAUAGCUCUGGAUCACCAACAACACUGCCAAGUUUCAGCUCCCAAUCCACGGUAUUCACAGGAGAACCUACAAUCUUCCUUAGUAGUUUAACUGUACCUGUUUCUACACCAUCAUCCAUGAGCUCCCAAAACACAGCCCUCACUGAAGGACCUACAACCCCUCCCACCAGCCCAGGAACAGCAUCUAAAACAGCAACAACAGACAGCACCCAAACCACCAUCCUCACUGAGGGGCCCACAGGUUCCUCCCACAGUCCUGCUUCAACACACAUAACUGCAUCCUCUUACACCUCACACACCACAGUCCUUGAUAGAUCUACCACCUUCCAUAGCAGUCUUGCCUCGGCAUACACCUCAUCGCCCAUUGCUAGCUCCCACACCACAGUUUCUAGUGAAACAUCUACCAUGGUUCCAGGUAGCCCAGCAUCAGUGCAAACAACAGGGACAACUGAGAACACCCAAAGCACAAGCUUUAGUCAGGUGUACACAACCUGCCCAAGCAGCCCAGAAUCAGUACCAACAACACUGACAUCAGUGGCAUCUGACAGCACCGUCCUCACAAUGGGGUCUACAGCCUUACUGAGUAGCCGCAGCACAGUGCACAGCACAGUCCAGAGUGGCAGCUCCUAUCCCACAGUGUUCACUGAAGGAUCCACAGCCUUCCAGAGCAGCCCAGCAGAAUCCCCGUCAACGCUGUCACCAGAAACCUCUCAAACCACAGUCCUCAUUGGGGCUUCCUCACCAUUAUUAAGUAGCACAGCUUCAACACACACAACAGGGUUGACAGACAGGUCCCAAACCACGGUGCCUGACCAAACAUCUACAGCCUUCUCAAGCAGCACUAGCUCAGCAACCAUGCCAUUGUCAACUGACAGCUCCAAAACUACUGUCGACACAGAGCAGUCUACAACCUUCCAAAGCACUUCAGCUUCCGCACCCCCAACACUCACCUCCAUCAGCUCAACAGUCACAGCACCCACGGAACAUUCUACAGCUGGACCCAGCACCGCAAGCUCCACCUUUGGCUCGGAAUCACCUGCCACCCACCAGUCCACCACUCUCACUGGGGGAUCCACCACCUACCCCAGCAGCCCGUCCUCAGCACCAACAUCACAGCCCUCUGGGAGCUCAAUGAGCACCGUCCUCACCGCGGCUUCCUCAGCCGCCCAGAGCAGCUCUGCUACAGUGCACACGACCGGGUCCUUUAGCACUUCCCAAACCAUGGUGCCUGGUGAAACAUCUACAACCAUCCAAAGCACUCCAGGAUCAGUCAGCAUGCCAUUGUCGAGUGCCAGCUCCCCACCAUCGGUUGUCACUUCAGAGUCUACAACUGUCCCAACAACGUCAGCUUCAGCAGGCCCAACACAAACAACAACCAGAACAACAGCCACACCACCCAUGGAUCAUUCGACAACCUUCCCCAGCAGCCAAAGUUCAGCCUUCAGCACAGAGCCACCUGCAAGCCCCCAGUCCACCACUCUCACUGUAGAAUCCACCACUUUCCCCAGCAGCCCAUCGUCAGCACCAACAUCACAGCCCUCAGAGAGCUCGCCAACCACGGUCCUCACCGAGGCUUCCUCCUCCUCCCAGAGCAGCUCUGCUACAGCUCACCCGACAGGGUCCUUCACCACUUCCCAAACCAUGGUGCCUGGUGAAACAUCCACAACCUUCCAAAGCACAGUAGGAUCAGUAACGACACCACUGUCAAGUGACAGCUCCCCAUCCACGGUCGUCACGUCGGAGUUCACAACCUCCCAAAGCACUUCAGCUUCAGCACCUCCAACACUCACCUCCAUCAGCUCAACAGUCACAGGACUCACUGAUUCCUCUACAGCCGGACCCAGCAGCCCACUCUCCACCACCGGCUCACAGCCAUCUGCCACCACCCCGCCCACCACUCUCACUGUGGAAUCCACCACCUCUCCCAGCAAGCCAUCGUCAACACCGACACCACAGCCCUCGGAGAGCUCACCGAGCACGGUCCAAACCGAGGCUUCCUCACCCUUCCAGAGCAGCCCUGCUACAGCACCCACGACUGGGUCCACUGACACCUCCCAACCAACCAUGCCGGGUGUAACAUCUACAACCAUCCAAAGCACGUCAGCAUCAGUAACCACUCCAGGGUCAAGUGACAGCUCCCCAUCCACGGUCGUCACGUCGCAGUCUACAACCUCCCAAAGCACUUCAGCUUCCGCACCCCCAACACUCACCUCCAUCAGCUCAACAGUCACAGCACCCACGGAACAUUCUACAGCUGGACCCAGCACCGCAAGCUCCACCUUCGGCUCAGAAUCACCUGCCACCCACCAGUCCACCACUCUCACUGGGGAAUCCACCACCUACCCCAGCAGCCCGUCCUCAGCACCAACAUCACAGCCCUCUGGGAGCUCAAUGAGCACCGUCCUCACCGCGGCUUCCUCAGCCGCCCAGAGCAGCUCUGCUACAGUGCACACGACCGGGUCCUUCAGCACUUCCCAAACCAUGGUGCCUGGUGAAACAUCCACUACCAUCCAAAGCACUCCAGGAUCAGUCAGCAUGCCAUUGUCGAGUGCCAGCUCCCCACCAUCGGUUGUCACUUCAGAGUCUACAACUGUCCCAACAACGUCAGCUUCAGCAGGCCCAACACAAACAACAACCAGAACAACAGCCACACCACCCAUGGAUCAUUCGACAACCUUCCCCAGCAGCCAAAGUUCAGCCUUCAGCACAGAGCCACCUGCAAGCCCCCAGUCCACCACUCUCACUGUGGAAUCCACCACUUUCCCCAGCAGCCCAUCGUCAGCACCAACAUCACAGCCCUCGGAGAGCUCGCCAACCACGGUCCCCACCGAGGCUUCCUCCUCCUCCCAGAGCAGCUCUGCUACAGCUCACACGACAGGGUCCUUCACCACUUCCCAAACCAUGGUGCCUGGUGAAACAUCCACAACCUUCCAAAGCACAGUAGGAUCAGUAACGACACCACUGUCAAGUGACAGCUCCCCAUCCGCGGUCGUCACGUCGGAGUUCACAACCUCCCAAAGCACUUCAGCUUCAGCACCUCCAACACUCACCUCCAUCAGCUCAACAGUCACAGGACUCACUGAUUCCUCUACAGCCGGACCCAGCAGCCCACUCUCCACCACCGGCUCACAGCCAUCUGCCACCACCCCGCCCACCACUCUCACUGUGGAAUCCACCACCUCUCCCAGCAAGCCAUCGUCAACACCGACACCACAGCCCUCGGAGAGCUCACCGAGCACGGUCCUCACCGAGGCUUCCUCACCCUUCCAGAGCAGCCCUGCUACAGCACCCACGACUGGGUCCACUGACACCUCCCAAACAACCAUGCCGGGUGUAACAUCUACAACCAUCCAAAGCACGUCAGCAUCAGUAACCACUCCAGGGUCAAGUGACAGCUCCCCAUCCACGGUCGUCACGUCGCAGUCUACAACCUCCCAAAGCACUUCAGCUUCCGCACCCCCAACACUCACCUCCAUCAGCUCAACAGUCACAGCACCCACGGAACAUUCUACAGCUGGACCCAGCACCGCAAGCUCCACCUUCGGCUCAGAAUCACCUGCCACCCACCAGUCCACCACUCUCACUGGGGAAUCCACCACCUACCCCAGCAGCCCGUCCUCAGCACCAACAUCACAGCCCUCUGGGAGCUCAAUGAGCACCGUCCUCACCGCGGCUUCCUCAGCCGCCCAGAGCAGCUCUGCUACAGUGCACACGACCGGGUCCUUCAGCACUUCCCAAACCAUGGUGCCUGGUGAAACAUCCACUACCAUCCAAAGCACUCCAGGAUCAGUCAGCAUGCCAUUGUCGAGUGCCAGCUCCCCACCAUCGGUUGUCACUUCAGAGUCUACAACUGUCCCAACAACGUCAGCUUCAGCAGGCCCAACACUAACAACAACCAGAACAACAGCCACACCACCCAUGGAUCAUUCGACAACCUUCCCCAGCAGCCAAAGUUCAGCCUUCAGCACAGAGCCACCUGCAAGCCCCCAGUCCACCACUCUCACUGUGGAAUCCACCACUUUCCCCAGCAGCCCAUCGUCAGCACCAACAUCACAGCCCUCGGAGAGCUCGCCAACCACGGUCCCCACCGAGGCUUCCUCCUCCUCCCAGAGCAGCUCUGCUACAGCUCACACGACAGGGUCCUUCACCACUUCCCAAACCAUGGUGCCUGGUGAAACAUCCACAACCUUCCAAAGCACAGUAGGAUCAGUAACGACACCACUGUCAAGUGACAGCUCCCCAUCCGCGGUCGUCACGUCGGAGUUCACAACCUCCCAAAGCACUUCAGCUUCAGCACCUCCAACACUCACCUCCAUCAGCUCAACAGUCACAGGACUCACUGAUUCCUCUACAGCCGGACCCAGCAGCCCACUCUCCACCACCGGCUCACAGCCAUCUGCCACCACCCCGCCCACCACUCUCACUGUGGAAUCCACCACCUCUCCCAGCAAGCCAUCGUCAACACCGACACCACAGCCCUCGGAGAGCUCACCGAGCACGGUCCUCACCGAGGCUUCCUCACCCUUCCAGAGCAGCUCUGCUACAGCACCCACGACUGGGUCCACUGACACCUCCCAACCAACCAUGCCGGGUGUAACAUCUACAACCAUCCAAAGCACGUCAGCAUCAGUAACCACUCCAGGGUCAAGUGACAGCUCCCCAUCCACGGUCGUCACGUCGCAGUCUACAACCUCCCAAAGCACUUCAGCUUCCGCACCCCCAACACUCACCUCCAUCAGCUCAACAGUCACAGCACCCACGGAACAUUCUACAGCUGGACCCAGCACCGCAAGCUCCACCUUCGGCUCAGAAUCACCUGCCACCCACCAGUCCACCACUCUCACUGGGGAAUCCACCACCUACCCCAGCAGCCCGUCCUCAGCACCAACAUCACAGCCCUCUGGGAGCUCAAUGAGCACCGUCCUCACCGCGGCUUCCUCAGCCGCCCAGAGCAGCUCUGCUACAGUGCACACGACCGGGUCCUUCAGCACUUCCCAAACCAUGGUGCCUGGUGAAACAUCCACUACCAUCCAAAGCACUCCAGGAUCAGUCAGCAUGCCAUUGUCGAGUGCCAGCUCCCCACCAUCGGUUGUCACUUCAGAGUCUACAACUGUCCCAACAACGUCAGCUUCAGCAGGCCCAACACAAACAACAACCAGAACAACAGCCACACCACCCAUGGAUCAUUCGACAACCUUCCCCAGCAGCCAAAGUUCAGCCUUCAGCACAGAGCCACCUGCAAGCCCCCAGUCCACCACUCUCACUGUAGAAUCCACCACUUUCCCCAGCAGCCCAUCGUCAGCACCAACAUCACAGCCCUCAGAGAGCUCGCCAACCACGGUCCUCACCGAGGCUUCCUCCUCCUCCCAGAGCAGCUCUGCUACAGCUCACACGACAGGGUCCUUCACCACUUCCCAAACCAUGGUGCCUGGUGAAACAUCCACAACCUUCCAAAGCACAGUAGGAUCAGUAACGACACCACUGUCAAGUGACAGCUCCCCAUCCACGGUCGUCACGUCGGAGUUCACAACCUCCCAAAGCACUUCAGCUUCAGCACCUCCAACACUCACCUCCAUCAGCUCAACAGUCACAGGACUCACUGAUUCCUCUACAGCCGGACCCAGCAGCCCACUCUCCACCACCGGCUCACAGCCAUCUGCCACCACCCCGCCCACCACUCUCACUGUGGAAUCCACCACCUCUCCCAGCAAGCCAUCGUCAACACCGACACCACAGCCCUCGGAGAGCUCACCGAGCACGGUCCUCACCGAGGCUUCCUCACCCUUCCAGAGCAGCCCUGCUACAGCACCCACGACUGGGUCCACUGACACCUCCCAAACAACCAUGCCGGGUGUAACAUCUACAACCAUCCAAAGCACGUCAGCAUCAGUAACCACUCCAGGGUCAAGUGACAGCUCCCCAUCCACGGUCGUCACGUCGCAGUCUACAACCUCCCAAAGCACUUCAGCUUCCGCACCCCCAACACUCACCUCCAUCAGCUCAACAGUCACAGCACCCACGGAACAUUCUACAGCUGGACCCAGCACCGCAAGCUCCACCUUCGGCUCGGAAUCACCUGCCACCCACCAGUCCACCACUCUCACUGGGGAAUCCACCACCUACCCCAGCAGCCCGUCCUCAGCACCAACAUCACAGCCCUCUGGGAGCUCAAUGAGCACCGUCCUCACCGCGGCUUCCUCAGCCGCCCAGAGCAGCUCUGCUACAGUGCACACGACCGGGUCCUUCAGCACUUCCCAAACCAUGGUGCCUGGUGAAACAUCCACUACCAUCCAAAGCACUCCAGGAUCAGUCAGCAUGCCAUUGUCGAGUGCCAGCUCCCCACCAUCGGUUGUCACUUCAGAGUCUACAACUGUCCCAACAACGUCAGCUUCAGCAGGCCCAACACUAACAACAACCAGAACAACAGCCACACCACCCAUGGAUCAUUCGACAACCUUCCCCAGCAGCCAAAGUUCAGCCUUCAGCACAGAGCCACCUGCAAGCCCCCAGUCCACCACUCUCACUGUGGAAUCCACCACUUUCCCCAGCAGCCCAUCGUCAGCACCAACAUCACAGCCCUCGGAGAGCUCGCCAACCACGGUCCCCACCGAGGCUUCCUCCUCCUCCCAGAGCAGCUCUGCUACAGCUCACACGACAGGGUCCUUCACCACUUCCCAAACCAUGGUGCCUGGUGAAACAUCCACAACCUUCCAAAGCACAGUAGGAUCAGUAACGACACCACUGUCAAGUGACAGCUCCCCAUCCGCGGUCGUCACGUCGGAGUUCACAACCUCCCAAAGCACUUCAGCUUCAGCACCUCCAACACUCACCUCCAUCAGCUCAACAGUCACAGGACUCACUGAUUCCUCUACAGCCGGACCCAGCAGCCCACUCUCCACCACCGGCUCACAGCCAUCUGCCACCACCCCGCCCACCACUCUCACUGUGGAAUCCACCACCUCUCCCAGCAAGCCAUCGUCAACACCGACACCACAGCCCUCGGAGAGCUCACCGAGCACGGUCCUCACCGAGGCUUCCUCACCCUUCCAGAGCAGCCCUGCUACAGCACCCACGACUGGGUCCACUGACACCUCCCAAACAACCAUGCCGGGUGUAACAUCUACAACCAUCCAAAGCACGUCAGCAUCAGUAACCACUCCAGGGUCAAGUGACAGCUCCCCAUCCACGGUCGUCACGUCGCAGUCUACAACCUCCCAAAGCACUUCAGCUUCCGCACCCCCAACACUCACCUCCAUCAGCUCAACAGUCACAGCACCCACGGAACAUUCUACAGCUGGACCCAGCACCGCAAGCUCCACCUUCGGCUCAGAAUCACCUGCCACCCACCAGUCCACCACUCUCACUGGGGAAUCCACCACCUACCCCAGCAGCCCGUCCUCAGCACCAACAUCACAGCCCUCUGGGAGCUCAAUGAGCACCGUCCUCACCGCGGCUUCCUCAGCCGCCCAGAGCAGCUCUGCUACAGUGCACACGACCGGGUCCUUCAGCACUUCCCAAACCAUGGUGCCUGGUGAAACAUCCACUACCAUCCAAAGCACUCCAGGAUCAGUCAGCAUGCCAUUGUCGAGUGCCAGCUCCCCACCAUCGGUUGUCACUUCAGAGUCUACAACUGUCCCAACAACGUCAGCUUCAGCAGGCCCAACACUAACAACAACCAGAACAACAGCCACACCACCCAUGGAUCAUUCGACAACCUUCCCCAGCAGCCAAAGUUCAGCCUUCAGCACAGAGCCACCUGCAAGCCCCCAGUCCACCACUCUCACUGUGGAAUCCACCACUUUCCCCAGCAGCCCAUCGUCAGCACCAACAUCACAGCCCUCGGAGAGCUCGCCAACCACGGUCCCCACCGAGGCUUCCUCCUCCUCCCAGAGCAGCUCUGCUACAGCUCACACGACAGGGUCCUUCACCACUUCCCAAACCAUGGUGCCUGGUGAAACAUCCACAACCUUCCAAAGCACAGUAGGAUCAGUAACGACACCACUGUCAAGUGACAGCUCCCCAUCCACGGUCGUCACGUCGGAGUUCACAACCUCCCAAAGCACUUCAGCUUCAGCACCUCCAACACUCACCUCCAUCAGCUCAACAGUCACAGGACUCACUGAUUCCUCUACAGCCGGACCCAGCAGCCCACUCUCCACCACCGGCUCACAGCCAUCUGCCACCACCCCGCCCACCACUCUCACUGUGGAAUCCACCACCUCUCCCAGCAAGCCAUCGUCAACACCGACACCACAGCCCUCGGAGAGCUCACCGAGCACGGUCCUCACCGAGGCUUCCUCACCCUUCCAGAGCAGCCCUGCUACAGCACCCACGACUGGGUCCACUGACACCUCCCAAACAACCAUGCCGGGUGUAACAUCUACAACCAUCCAAAGCACGUCAGCAUCAGUAACCACUCCAGGGUCAAGUGACAGCUCCCCAUCCACGGUCGUCACGUCGCAGUCUACAACCUCCCAAAGCACUUCAGCUUCCGCACCCCCAACACUCACCUCCAUCAGCUCAACAGUCACAGCACCCACGGAACAUUCUACAGCUGGACCCAGCACCGCAAGCUCCACCUUCGGCUCAGAAUCACCUGCCACCCACCAGUCCACCACUCUCACUGGGGAAUCCACCACCUACCCCAGCAGCCCGUCCUCAGCACCAAUAUCACAGCCCUCUGGGAGCUCAAUGAGCACCGUCCUCACCGCGGCUUCCUCAGCCGCCCAGAGCAGCUCUGCUACAGUGCACACGACCGGGUCCUUCAGCACUUCCCAAACCAUGGUGCCUGGUGAAACAUCCACUACCAUCCAAAGCACUCCAGGAUCAGUCAGCAUGCCAUUGUCGAGUGCCAGCUCCCCACCAUCGGUUGUCACUUCAGAGUCUACAACUGUCCCAACAACGUCAGCUUCAGCAGGCCCAACACAAACAACAACCAGAACAACAGCCACACCACCCAUGGAUCAUUCGACAACCUUCCCCAGCAGCCAAAGUUCAGCCUUCAGCACAGAGCCACCUGCAAGCCCCCAGUCCACCACUCUCACUGUAGAAUCCACCACUUUCCCCAGCAGCCCAUCGUCAGCACCAACAUCACAGCCCUCGGAGAGCUCGCCAACCACGGUCCCCACCGAGGCUUCCUCCUCCUCCCAGAGCAGCUCUGCUACAGCUCACACGACAGGGUCCUUCACCACUUCCCAAACCAUGGUGCCUGGUGAAACAUCCACAACCUUCCAAAGCACAGUAGGAUCAGUAACGACACCACUGUCAAGUGACAGCUCCCCAUCCGCGGUCGUCACGUCGGAGUUCACAACCUCCCAAAGCACUUCAGCUUCAGCACCUCCAACACUCACCUCCAUCAGCUCAACAGUCACAGGACUCACUGAUUCCUCUACAGCCGGACCCAGCAGCCCACUCUCCACCACCGGCUCACAGCCAUCUGCCACCACCCCGCCCACCACUCUCACUGUGGAAUCCACCACCUCUCCCAGCAAGCCAUCGUCAACACCGACACCACAGCCCUCGGAGAGCUCACCGAGCACGGUCCUCACCGAGGCUUCCUCACCCUUCCAGAGCAGCCCUGCUACAGCACCCACGACUGGGUCCACUGACACCUCCCAAACAACCAUGCCGGGUGUAACAUCUACAACCAUCCAAAGCACGUCAGCAUCAGUAACCACUCCAGGGUCAAGUGACAGCUCCCCAUCCACGGUCGUCACGUCGCAGUCUACAACCUCCCAAAGCACUUCAGCUUCCGCACCCCCAACACUCACCUCCAUCAGCUCAACAGUCACAGCACCCACGGAACAUUCUACAGCUGGACCCAGCACCGCAAGCUCCACCUUCGGCUCAGAAUCACCUGCCACCCACCAGUCCACCACUCUCACUGGGGAAUCCACCACCUACCCCAGCAGCCCGUCCUCAGCACCAACAUCACAGCCCUCUGGGAGCUCAAUGAGCACCGUCCUCACCGCGGCUUCCUCAGCCGCCCAGAGCAGCUCUGCUACAGUGCACACGACCGGGUCCUUCAGCACUUCCCAAACCAUGGUGCCUGGUGAAACAUCCACUACCAUCCAAAGCACUCCAGGAUCAGUCAGCAUGCCAUUGUCGAGUGCCAGCUCCCCACCAUCGGUUGUCACUUCAGAGUCUACAACUGUCCCAACAACGUCAGCUUCAGCAGGCCCAACACUAACAACAACCAGAACAACAGCCACACCACCCAUGGAUCAUUCGACAACCUUCCCCAGCAGCCAAAGUUCAGCCUUCAGCACAGAGCCACCUGCAAGCCCCCAGUCCACCACUCUCACUGUAGAAUCCACCACUUUCCCCAGCAGCCCAUCGUCAGCACCAACAUCACAGCCCUCGGAGAGCUCGCCAACCACGGUCCUCACCGAGGCUUCCUCCUCCUCCCAGAGCAGCUCUGCUACAGCUCACACGACAGGGUCCUUCACCACUUCCCAAACCAUGGUGCCUGGUGAAACAUCCACAACCAUCGAGAACACUUCAGCUUCAGCACUGCCUACACUCACGUCAAUCAACACCCACUCCACAGCCUCCCCAACGAGUCCGGAAUCAGCACUCACCACAAUGUCGUCCGUCAGUUCUGAGAGCACUGUCCUAACUGUGGGAUCUACCAGCUCCUUGGGCAGUCCCAGUGUUGUACACAGCACACUCCUUCCUUACAGCUCCCAUCCUACAGUGUCCACUGAUGCAUCCUCCACCCUCCUCAGCAGCCCGGCGUCGUCCUGGUCAACCUUUUCACCAGCAGCCUCUCCAUCCACAGUCUUCCCUGAGGCUUCAUCUCCCUUCCCAAGUAGCACAGCUUCAGUACACACGACAAUGUUGCCUGCAAGCUCCCCCACCACGCAGCCAGCUGAGUCAUUCACAAGUCCCCACAGUAGCCCUGUGUCCAUACCCACGCCAUUGCCCAGUGACACCUUCCACACUGCUGCCCUCACAGAGGUGUCCACAGCUUUUCCCAGCAGUAGUGGUCCAACUCACGGCACGGUGUCUUCCCACAGCUCUCCUACUACUGUCUCUGUUCUCACACCCACCUCCUUCACCCCGAGCCCUGGUUCCAUACCUGGCACCAUGGUGUCUCCCACCUCCCAGUCCACUCUCAUCCCUAAAGGAUCCACCACCCUUGGCCACAGCCCCUCGUCAGCACCCGUGACAGCCCCAACGGACACCUUCCAAACCUUGGUGUUCAGCACAGCGCCUGCGUCUGCACUCAGCACUGUGCUGUCCAGCAACCCCGCCUCUGCAGCCUCCUCCCCUGCGUCUUGGUCCACUAGAACUUCCGCUAGCUUUCCCCCUCCUUCCUCCACCUCCCCUGUCUCCACCCAUUUUCCAUCCCUCUCUCCCAACACCUCUUCCACUCUUGGUCCCUCAUCCCCCAGCACCUACACUUCUGUGACAAUGACCGUCUCCAGGUGGAGCACCCCAGCACAAUGCCAGAGCUGGGAAAUGUGGGACGGCCAGGAAUGCAUCUGUGCCCCGGGCUUCUUCGGUGAAGAGUGCCAGUCCCUCACCUACUCCUUCCCCUUAGAUGUCCCCAACGUCAUCAACGCUACUGUGACUGUGAUCGUGAAAGUAAUUCACAGAAACUUCACUCCAGACCUGAAUAACGUCUCCUCCCAGACGUACAAGGAUUUCACCCAAGAGUUCAAGCAGAGGAUGGAUCAAGUUUACGGGGGCGAUGACCUUACUGCCUAUCGGGAAGUGAUCAUCCGGAACCUGCUCAAUGGCAGCAUCGUGGUGGACAACGAUGUGGUCCUGGAGGUGAACUACACCCCCGAGUAUCAGCAGGUGUUCAGCAACCUCUCCAGGAUCGUGAGGACCAAGAUCAUGAACGAAACCAGAGUGGUUCCGAAUGACAUCCCCAAGUGCCAAGACUCCAUCCUGUGCUACAACGGGGAAGCCACCAGAGUGAACGACACGGUGAAGCUCGGCUUUAACUUCCAGGAGCAAUGCACCCAGAGGGCUGCGAAGGACUUCGCCAAGUACUACUAUGUGGACGAGGUGGACGGGAAGCUGGCCUGUGUGACCCGCUGCACCCCGGGGACCAAGUCGCAACUCAACUGCAACCUGGGCCAGUGCCGGCUGCAGCGUAGCGGGCCCCGCUGUCUGUGCCCCAACACGGACACGCACUGGUACUGGGGAGAGACCUGCGAGCACAGCACCAACAAGAGCCUCGUGUACGGCCUUGUGGGCAGCGUGCUGGCCGUACUGCUGCUGCUGGUGGUCGUCUUGAUCAUCUUCCUCGGCCGAUCGCAGCGGAAACUGCACAGGCAAGAGUACGACGUGUCUCAAGAGUGGCAGAAGGAAGGCAUCCCCGGCACAUUCCAGAAUAUGGGCUUCUGGGAAGACAAGAAUCUGCAGGGGGACAAAUACGGCCGCGAGAACGUCUACAGCUACUUCCGGCCCUCCCUGGGGAGUGUAAGCCCCACCUCAGAGCUCCACAUUCAGAGGCCUGAGGUGGUGACAGGGGUCCCCUGAGAGGGACAGGGACACCCCACGCCCGGCUCUGGACCAGAAAGCAGCACACAGAGGCAGCCCCGCCACAGGCCCUGAUUGGCAGGGGCAAAGCGAGGCCAGGCGGGUUCUGGUGGGCGCACCUGCUGGGGGCUGCAAGCCCCAAGGCUUUGGUCCCCAGCUCCCAGGAGCCCCCAGGCCCGCAGACACUUCAGGAACCCUGUCUGUGCCAGGUGACUCCCCACUCUGGAAUUUCCCCAUCAAUAAAAGCAAUUUUUCAAAAGCAGAGUGUGAUACAAGUGGUUUCCUUCUGGGGGGGUGGUGCAAGGAGAGAACAGUCCUUCCCGCGAUGGGUGUCCAACCUUCCUGGGCCCAGACACGGCAUCCCCUGUCUGCUCCACCCAGGAAUUUGGGUGGGAGCCCCCAGGAGCCGAGGAGGGGCGACUGGGCUCCGCUG